Messenger RNA from Sinocyclocheilus grahami, 2336 nucleotides. Its product is annotated as fibroblast growth factor 14-like. The record is from RefSeq and is a predicted model, not a curated record. The coding region runs from base 1 to 387 and encodes 128 amino acids. The transcript is spliced from 3 exons. Gene Ontology annotation, molecular function: growth factor activity. Lineage: Eukaryota; Metazoa; Chordata; Actinopteri; Cypriniformes; Cyprinidae.
AUGGAGGAAGGCAGCGAGAAGGAGGAGAAGGAGAGGGGGUGGGGCGAGGGGAAGGAGAAUUUCAACCCAGAGUGCAAAUUCAAAGAAAGUGUGUUUGAGAACUACUAUGUGACGUACUCCUCCAUGCUGUACCGCCAAAGCCAGUCUGGACGCUCGUGGUAUAUCGGCAUCAACCGGGAUGGCCAAGUGAUGAAGGGCAACCGCGUGAAGAAGACCAAAGCAGCCGCACACUUCCUACCUAAAGUCAUCGAAGUGGCGAUGUACAAGGAACCUUCACUGCAUGAGCUCGUAGCGGAGCAGAGUCCUCCACGCAAAACCGUAAAGACUUCAGACUCCCCGUCUCACCAGAACGGCAGGAAAGAGGCCCCCAGAGCUGACGCUUCAUAGCACAGGGGGCACAUGCAGGGAGGAUGAGGGACUACAUAGACACUGAGAACUCCAUUUUACUUCAUGCAGCGAGGGCAGGAAGAGCUGUGUGAGCGGUUGUUAGCUGUGGGUUUUUGAAUGGGGCAAGAUCAGACAGAUGAGCGGAGAAUCCCUGCCUCUCUCUGUCGAACUAGCUCACAUAUAUUUACACUGAUCCGGCAUGACACCUGACCCAACCACCCCACCCGUAUGAUCCCAUAAUCCUCUGAAAAAACAUGUUUCUGUGCCCCCACAUGCCCUACUUGAGUUCUCUCACAGUGUCAGACGAAAAAUGCAAACAAUAUCCAUCCUAACUGAAGAAUUCAAUUGACUUUUCUUUCCCUACGAUUUCUCUUUGUUUGAACAAAGAGUUUUGGUGCAAGAACAAGAGCGAAGGAGAGAGAGGUUAUUAUCCAAUAUCAUCAUAAUGAUUCCAGCAGAUGAGACCCUCACUGGUUCAUUUUUUUUUCUGCCACCACUUUGCCAAAGGCUGCUCUGUGCUAGUAAGAACUAUAGGAAGGAGUACAGUAAAAUUUGUUUUUAUUGGACCAUUCAAGGAGGAUCCAGUUCUAUUGGUCAGCGUUGAUUGAUUCCUGCUGGGCCGCUGCCAGGGAAGCCAAUGGCGUCGUGCAGAAUAUGUGAUUGGGCAGCUUUUGAAAUUAAAAUAACUCUGUAGUUCUACUUUUUUCCACUGUCUGAUAUUCUCAGAAACAACCCGAUGAUGAUGAUAAUGAGUUUAGAUUGAAUCCACGACUCAAACACAUCUGUUUUUGGUUUAAUUAUGGCUACACCUGCAGAUUGUAAGAUCCCAAAAAAACUAAACUAAAUUCUCUUGUGACGACUCUAUUCAUGUUUAAUGGCCAGUGGGCUUGAAGCGGCAUCCGUAUCAUUGGCAAAGGAGUGAAGAUUAUUCGGGGCAGUUGUUUGAUAGCUCUUUGAUGGAAUUCUUACAGGGGAUUACAUGGAGUCCAGCCAUGAUUGCUUGAAUUAUUUACUCCUUUUCCCGGGAACGUUCGGCUCAUUCAAGCAGCACGGACGAGAGAUUUUAAUAUGCAAAUUUAAAUUGUGGUGAGCCGAUCAAUGACGCAGUGUUUGUGUGCAUUUAGACGUGAGUAUUAGAGUGUGAAAGAGAGAGAACGAUGUGAAAUUAACAUCUGCUUCUAUUAUUUAUUUGUGUGUGUGUGUGUGUGUGUGUGGCAGUCUGGGCACACAUGUGUAAACGCACUGGCUCGCACACCACAGUUGAUCAUUUUAAUGGCUCGGUCAAGUUUGGGCAUUUUAAUCUGCCUGGAGAUGUUGACUGAUGACCCUCUCCAGGUUUCAUAAUUGACACAUAACCAAGAGGAUGUGCUGUGACAUCCAGGAUCUCUUUGUAAUUCCACAGGCACCUUAUCAGUUUACACACGCCACACUCUGUAAGUUGUUUGCCAUGUGUGCGUUUGAGUAAAGCAUUGGUCAACCAGCUUUCAAAUGGUGCCCUUUUGUCCUACAGAAGGGAAGCAACCUCCUCUUUCAUGAUGACAUGCAUUUGUGGGCCAGUAGCAGUUGCUGGGGCUGUAGAAGGUAUGGCUUGAGUGGCUGUAUGUGUGAUAGGUUCAUGACUUUGAUUUUGCUGUUGUUCUGUCUGAGAAAGGUAAUUUGUUGAUUCUUAUUUGUGUUCACAUAGACAUAAUCUCCUUGAGCUGUGCCCUAAACAUCUGAACAGCAAAACAAAUCUUUGUCUAACAUUUAAAUCAAAGGACUUAAAAUAUUUUGGAAAAUGCAACAGGAAGUCAGAAGAAUGUAUAGUGGACGUUAGUGAGGGUUUGCGCAUGUUGCAGAAAGUUUUUAGCAUGUUGAAGCAUGGUACGUGUAUGUGUCUCAAUGAAAGUUUUUAGCAAGUUGAAUAUUAAAGGAAUAUUCCAGUUCAAUUUAAUUGAAUUAACAACAGA